Myripristis murdjan (pinecone soldierfish) is the source of this 3184-nucleotide messenger RNA. RefSeq names its product potassium voltage-gated channel, KQT-like subfamily, member 5a (gene kcnq5a). The coding region runs from base 59 to 3184 and encodes 1041 amino acids. Gene Ontology annotation, cellular component: voltage-gated potassium channel complex; membrane. Gene Ontology annotation, molecular function: voltage-gated potassium channel activity. The transcript is spliced from 15 exons. The record is from RefSeq and is a predicted model, not a curated record. Gene Ontology annotation, biological process: potassium ion transmembrane transport. Lineage: Eukaryota; Metazoa; Chordata; Actinopteri; Holocentriformes; Holocentridae.
AGCACAUGUGAAUGUCCGCCGGUCUGCCAGCGCACUCCCCGGCGGCGCUGGUGAUGCCAUGCCCCGCAGUCACACCGGCGACGAGAGCGGCGGCACCGGACUCUGGCUGAAGAGCUCACCGGGGCGCCGGGCGCAGGACUACGGACUGAAAGAUGUGGAGUCUGGGCGGAAGACGAUGAACAACGCGGUGCGAGUCGGAGACGGGCUGCUCUCUCCCGCGGCGGCAGGUGCGGUGGGAGCGGAGCGGAGGAAGCAGGGCGCCCGGCUCAGCCUGCUGGGGAAGCCGCUGACCUACAGCGCGCAAAGCGGCCGCAGGAACGCGCGGUACCGCCGCCUGCAGAAUUACCUGUACAACGUGCUGGAGAGACCCAGGGAGUGGGCGUUCGUCUACCACGCUUUUGUGUUCAUCCUGGUGUUUGGAUGUCUGGUUCUCUCUGUGUUUUCCACCAUCCCUGCUCACCAGGACCUCUCCUCACACUGCCUGCUCAUCCUGGAGUUUGUGAUGAUCGUGGUGUUUGGUCUGGAGUACAUCAUCAGGAUAUGGAGUGCUGGCUGCUGCUGCCGCUACCGAGGCUGGCAGGGUCGCCUGCGCUUCGCCAGGAAACCGUUCUGUGUGAUCGACAUCAUCGUCCUCAUCGCCUCUGUUGCCGUGGUAUCAGCUGGUAGCCAGGGUAACAUCUUCGCCACCUCAGCGUUGCGUAGCCUCCGCUUCCUCCAGAUCCUGCGUAUGGUGCGCAUGGACCGCAGGGGGGGGACCUGGAAGUUGCUGGGAUCUGUAGUGUAUGCACAUAGUAAGGAGCUGGUGACGGCUUGGUACAUUGGGUUCCUAGUGCUAAUCUUCUCUUCCUUCCUGGUCUAUCUGGUGGAGAAGGAGUUCAACAAGGAGUUUGCCACCUAUGCUGAUGCUCUGUGGUGGGGCACGAUCACCUUGACAACCAUCGGCUACGGAGACAAGACACCCCAGACCUGGACGGGCCGAUUGCUGUCAGCCGGCUUCGCUCUGCUAGGGAUCUCCUUCUUCGCCCUGCCAGCUGGCAUCCUUGGAUCAGGUUUUGCACUGAAGGUGCAGGAGCAGCAUAGACAGAAGCACUUUGAGAAGAGGAGGAACCCAGCUGCAAGCCUUAUCCAGGCGGCUUGGCGUCUGUACUCCACCGACGGCGCCCGUCCCUACCUCAGAGCCACAUGGCACCACUACCAAAGCGCCCUCCCCCCCCUCAGUCAGAAGUUGAGUUUUAAGGAGCGUGUGCGGAUGGCGAGUCCUCGUGGUCAGAGCAUGAAGAGUCGACAGACGUCCGUCAAUGACCGCCAGCGCUGUUCCCCUGGCAACGAGGUGGUGGGAAGCACUGAGAUGACAGGCGGGAGCCCAGCAAAAGUACAGAAGAGCUGGAGCUUCAACGAUCGAACACGAUUUAGGCCGUCGCUGAGGCUAAAGAGCCAGCCGCGAACCGCUGCCCCUGAUGUGGACACAGGCAUGGGCACAGAGGAUUCCUUCGACGAGAGAGGAUGCCACUGCGAUGUUACCGUGGAGGACCUGUCUGCGGCGCUCAAGGCUGUCAUCAGGGCUGUCAGGAUCAUGAAAUUCCACGUGGCAAAGAAGAAGUUUAAGGAGACGUUGCGUCCGUAUGAUGUGAAGGAUGUCAUAGAGCAGUACUCUGCUGGGCAUUUGGACAUGCUCUGUCGCAUCAAGAGCCUUCAAACUAGACUAGACACCGUAGUUGGUCCCCCACAGAGGCCCUUCAACAGCCGCGUCAAGACCUUUUCCUCCCCCUCCCUGCAUUUAUAUUACAGCCAGGCCCGGAGAAAACACUCUGCGCCUGGACUGGCCAAUGCAGCAGGCUCUGGGCCCAGCCUGAGUAGCCGACCCAGGAACUUGUCCUCUCCUGCCCUGCAUUAUUAUUACAACCACAACAGGAGGAAGCUCUCUGGCCCAGGGGUGGACCAGAUCCUGGGAAAAGGCCAGAUCUCUGUGGAUAAGAAGAUGCGGGACAAACUGCACUCUGAUGGAGACUUGCUAGAGGACAUGAGCAUGCUGGGACGAGUGUGUAAGGUGGAAAGACAGGUGACCUCCAUAGAGUCAAAGCUUGACUCUUUGCUGGAGGUUUACCGCCACGUCCUACAGAAAGGUCCCUCCGCGCUCACGCUCUCCUCCCUGCCCCUUUUUGAGCUGGACAACCACCAGCGCCACAACUCCAACUACCAGAGCUCCAUCAUCGGCAGGGAUCUCUCAUGUUCCCCCCAAGGGGGCGAUCUGGUCAGUGGUGGAGGAGACAGUAAUGAUGAAGUUUCCCGAUCCCUCAGUGCCAACCUCCCCAGGGGCCUGCGGCUCAUCCUAGCUCCAGCUGACGAUGAUCUCCCCCCAGACUCAGCGCCCCCUUCUUACCCCCCGUCCACAGCCUCCCUCACCCCGUCGCCGCUGUUGCCCCCGGAUAGCCCCUACCCAACCCUGGUCACCCCCAACAGCACCUCUAAAAGAGCUCAAUUUCCUGAUUUUCCGCCACCACCUCCUUCAACAGGUGGUUUCACCCUCCAGCUGCCCCCCAUGCUGCACCCCUCACACCCCCGAUGCCCCGCUGACCCCGUUCCGGACUCCACGGCAGAUGGAGUGGUGGAGGAGGAGGGGAGCCUGGCUCCUUCUAUCGUUGUAGGAUCCAGUGUGGAUGUUGACCAAGGAGGGGACACUGAAGCCAGCCCCACGCAGGAAAGGGUACAGCUGCGGGGGAAGCCUGGCUUGAAAGAUGAGGGGGUGUGGAGGAGACAUAUGAGCCUGGAGGUUAACCCCCUGCUGCUGCUUUCAUCAAGCCCAGAUGGGAGGCCGUCACACUGGGGAGGCAGUCUCGGAAAAUCCCAUUCCGCACAUAACCUCAGCCAGUUAACAACAAACCGUGCCCCUCCACUCUCCUCCAUGCUCAGCAACAGCAACAGCAGCAACUGUAGUGACGGUUGCCGCAGCAAUGCCCACGGUAACCUUAGCAACUGGGAUGAAACAGAACUCUUCAUCGGUGAGGGCAAGCUAGAGGCAGAGGAAGAGCAUUUCAACUUCCUGUGUCAACCCACAACGGUUUCCAGCAGCCCCUCAGACUUCCUGCGGACUGUGGAGGAGGGAUCAGCCAGCAGUCAGACUGCACCGCACACCAAGGGCAGCGCAGAGUCACUCAGUCAGCCUCCACACAUACAGCUGACAUAG